AUGGUGGACAACGUUGGAGGCAGUUCCUCUAAUCCUGAAAACAGUGGCAUCAGGGAACAAGACCGUUUGCUGCCAAUAGCCAAUGUUGGGAGGAUCAUGAAGCAGAUUCUGCCUCCUAAUGCAAAAAUCUCAAAGGAAUCGAAGGAAACAAUGCAAGAGUGUGUGUCGGAGUUUAUAAGCUUUGUGACGAGUGAGGCAUCAGAGAAGUGCAGAAAGGAGAGAAGGAAGACCGUGAACGGAGAUGAUAUAUGCUGGGCCUUAGGGUCCCUUGGUUUUGAUGACUAUGCAGAGCCACUGAGAAGGUAUUUGCACAGAUAUAGAGAACUUGAAGUAGAUAGAUCAGGAAAUAGCCCCUCAAAAGACAAGGAUGCUGAAUUCUGAUCCUAAGAAUAUUGUGUUGUGUCUGAGACAAGGCUAGUUUAAGGUUUUGAGGAUGUUGAGAUAAUCAUUGUAAUAGCUUUCUUGUUUUGUAUGUUGUUACGUAUAUCUAUCUAUAU
Messenger RNA from Vigna unguiculata (cowpea), 497 nucleotides. RefSeq names its product nuclear transcription factor Y subunit B-5 pseudogene. NCBI's taxonomy places the organism in Eukaryota, Viridiplantae, Streptophyta, Magnoliopsida, Fabales, Fabaceae. The record is from RefSeq and is a predicted model, not a curated record.